AUGGAUGUAGAGCUGUCUUGUUUGCUCUGUGGAUCAGAAAAUGAAUCUAAAGAUCAUCUCUUUUUUGAGUGCCCCUACUCAAAGGAAGUCUGGUCAUCGAUCACAACUACUCUUAUGUUUCCCUCGCCUCCGGUUAAAUGGACUGAUAUCAUGGCAUGGCUACACUCUUCCCCAUCAGGCUCCACCACAGCCCUUGCACUUUUACAAGCCUGGCAAGGAUGUAUCUCUGAACUCUGGAACGAAAGAAACAGAAGAGUUCAUCAAGGCUUUACUCUCCCUGUUUCUCUUUUGAUCACGAAGAUUAUCUCAUCCAUGAAGAACAAGUGCACUGCUAUGUCUCAAAUUGGUUCAGCUCAUGGAGACGCUCUUCUUGAAAUCUGGUCACCUUCAUAA
Messenger RNA from Eutrema salsugineum, 393 nucleotides. RefSeq lists its product as uncharacterized. Lineage: Eukaryota; Viridiplantae; Streptophyta; Magnoliopsida; Brassicales; Brassicaceae. Bases 1 to 393 code for a protein of 130 amino acids. The transcript has a single exon. The record is from RefSeq and is a predicted model, not a curated record.